Messenger RNA from Drosophila arizonae, 610 nucleotides. RefSeq names its product Activity-regulated cytoskeleton associated protein 2 (gene Arc2). NCBI's taxonomy places the organism in Eukaryota, Metazoa, Arthropoda, Insecta, Diptera, Drosophilidae. The record is from RefSeq and is a predicted model, not a curated record.
ACCACAGAAAAUGACGCUGCUGUCGGACGAACAGUUUCGCAUACUCAUCGACACAAUCAAAUCCCUGGCGCCGCAGAAAGAUGAUGAUCACCAAUCGAAGGGCAGCUUCAGCAACUGCGCGGUGCGGUUUAGCGGGCAGCGAGACCACGACGCCGUCGAUGAGUUCAUAACAGCCGUAGAAACCUACAAGGAGAUGGAGGGCAUUAGUGACAAAGACGCACUGAAGGGUAUUUCGCUGCUCUUCAAUGGCGUUGCUGUCAUGUGGUGGAAGGGUGUGCGACGAGAUGCCCACACAUGGCAAGACGCACUGAAACUGCUUCGCGAUCACUUCUCGCCGACAAAACCCUCCUAUCAGAUCUACAUGGAGAUCUUUGAAAUGAAGCAGGAAGACGGCGAAGUAAUCGACCAGUUCAUAUGCAAGCAGCGUGCGCUGCUGGCCAAGCUGCCGGAGGGUCGUCACAACGAGGAGACAGAGUUGGAUUUCAUCUAUGGCCUGAUGCAUCAAAAGUACAGAAGUCAUAUACCACGUCACGAGAUCAAGUCGUUCAGAGAGCUGCUCGAACGCGGCCGCAUGAUAGAACGCACGAAAUAGAAUUAACUAUUUAUCCAU